ACAGGAACAACUUUACCUUUUUACCUUACCUGUAUUUUAUUUCAGUUAAUGCAUUUUUUGUCACUCAGCAAAACAGGUCGACUUUUCACAGCAUCUCAUGCCAGUCAUUGGAUUGCUUUGGCCAUACCCUCUUCGUUUGAUUGUUUUCCAAGCCAUUUUGUUGUUGCCACAGCAGAAUCAAAAAUAUGAAGUCCAUGUUGUGGUUUAUUUAGCUUGUUUGCUGAUAGCAGUGAAAUCAAACGGUAAAUCUGACUGUAUCAAGGAAAGGUAUGGACCCUUUCCAGGUGACAGUUUAAUCUCCAUGCCAUAGCUGAGUUGUGUUCUCUUAUAUAUUCUCUGUAGGUCUGUGAUUCACGUAUCUGCACUGUAAGCAGCUGCCAGGUGGUGUCUCGGUCGACAUUCCCACAAAUUCAUUGCAGUUGGUGAGGAGCAGAAACGUGCCCUAUGUAGACUGCUAUAUAUGGACAGUCUGUAUACUUGUUGGGCUACAAGCACGGCUGCUUCCUUUACUUCUGAUGUGUCUCGGACAAGUUAAUAAGGAAAGUAGUCAAAGUGUGAUGAAGCUUAUACUGUUAAUUUUUUCACAGUUUACUUAAUUGUGUUGAAUAUUUAAAAAAAAAAUCAGAAAAUUUUGGCAGGAUGUGAACAGGGUGUCACUCAACAGUUUAAAUGUCAUUUGAGAAAGAGGGAAGUGUCUGAGUGACUUAGAAACUGGUUUGAGUGCUUCCCUAAACCCUAAAUGUAUAAAAUACUUCUGAUUCAUAUCGGGUCACUAUAUCCCCUAUUUUGUUUGAUGCUCAAAUCAGUCUUAAUUGAAAUUUUACCAGAAUGGUUUGAGAAAUGUUGGUACCCAUGGCUACCUGAAUACACAUUGCAGAAGACCAUAAUCUUAGCAGAGUGAAAGCCCUACUUGAGGUUUCUCUGCGAAGCUGUGUAUUUGGACACUAAACCAAGGAAAAUGUUAAAUGGAAGAAAUUUUACUUUCAGAUUAUCGAUUUGGAAUCAUUGAAAUUAAAUGUUAAAUGAGAGGAAACCUUAAAUUGAGGAACAUUAAUUUGGGAUUCCAGUCUGUAGAUUAUGUUUGUUACCGACUUGUUUCUGUGCCAUUUGCAGCAGGAGAAGUGUGCCACCCUCAGCACCAAGAGAUGCGAGUGCGCCGCGAAGUUGGCACAGAUGAACCCGUCGAAGUUGUGGAAGUGGAGCAGAAUUCUGACACAGUGACAGUACCAAAUUUGCGAGACCAGGUGGUAGGCCUGGAGGUAGUUGUGGAGCCGCAAGAUGUGGGAACCCUGAGGCCUCCACACGAGCCUUCACAGAAGCUGAUUGAUGAAGAACUCGAGGCUGUAUCACAAGCCAUCGCUGAUGUUGAGAAGAUGGAGAGGGAGGAGCAAGCUAACAGAAAGGCGUUGCUUGAGGCCAAGUCUCACUCAGAUACAAAGGAGGCAGAUGAGAUUGUGUUUCCAUCAAAGAACAUCUUGGAAGGCGUGAAAAUGCUAGUGGAGGUGCCCGCCAUGGUCGAGACCUCUGAACCGGAACCGCAGACAGUGGCAGAGGUGAUAGAGGUGCCAGCACCAGGGCCCAGUGCCAGUGAUCUGGACAUCAUCAUUGUUGAUAGCAGCGCCUUGGGCGGACAAGAAGAGGUACUGCCUGACACGGAGCGCCAGACGGUAGAAGUCAUUCUUGAUGGGAAGAGUGAGCAUGGGAAGAAGCAAGACAUCGCCAGUGAGGGUGCCGCAUCAUCUGAUCCUCAGGAAACACUCAAGGAUACUGGUGAGAAGGUGACAUUAGAGGGUGAGCCACAGGACAGUCUGUCAGAGAAUAAACAAGAUGAUUCAUCUAGCACUUGUGAUCCUGAUAGUGCAGGUGUUAGUGAAAUUGUGACUGCAGAGUGUGUUGUUGAUAGAGAUCUUGGAAUGGAUGAAGCAUCUAGAAUUGAGAUUGUUGCCAUUGAAAUUCCUACUUCCAAAGCAGAGGAGAAAGAAAUCAGUAAGAGGGAUAGAAAUGAACAGCUUGAUAAAGAGAAGGAACAAAGCAUAAAGAGGGAAGGAGAUGAGAUGGUGGUGGAGAAAGAUAAUGAACAAGAGACACCUGCAAGUGACAGAGCUGUGAAUAGUGGAGAGCGGAAAGAUUCAGUAGAUAGGUGUGCAGCCACAAAGGAAUCAGUGCCUGCUGUAGACUCUGAAGGGCAGUGUUUGGAGCUUAGUGAGGUAAAGAAGGACACUGUAAAGAGUGACAUGGAAAAAGAAAUAGCAGGAGAAAAUUUGGAAGAUGAAGUUAAAGAAAAUAUAGAGAGAGAGGGAGCUGCAGGCAAUGAAACAGUUGAUGAGCAGUGUGAGAAACAGGAAGAGGAUUUGCCAACAGCAGAAUCUAAAGAGGGAAUUGUCAAUCAGCCCAACGACACAAAGAAACAAGACACAGAGGGAGAGGAAUUGAUGACAAAGGUACAUGAUGUAACAGAGAUUGGGGAGGCAGUUGAUGAAGAUGACUCGCGUGCUGAAAGCAGUGAGGAUGAAAAGAAAAUCGACAAGAAGGCUUGGUCUGCAGACCACGGGGAGGAAGCUGUUUUGGAGAAUGCCAGCCCACUGGCGAGCGUCACAGGAGGCAAAACAUGGAAGGGGGAGGAGGAUGAUGAUGAAGAGGUGGGAGACAAGAAAGAGAAGGGAGCGUCUGAUGGACCAAAGCAGUUACCUGACAAGAUCGCUGCCACACAGAAGGUAACAGUUAGGGCUGAUACCCCAUCCACAGAGGAUGACAAGACAAAUGAUGCUGUGGAACCACCAUGAAGUAACCGACGGCGGGGCGCCACUGCAACGCCUGUUGACUCUGUGCCGAACAGUCCUGCUGCACCUGUCACUGAUGAAGACCGUGAAUAUCGAGCAUGGAAGAAGUCCAUCAUGCUGCUAUAUGGACGGCUAGCCACUCACAAGUAUGCCUCG
Molecule: messenger RNA, 2936 nt
Organism: Cryptotermes secundus
Lineage: Eukaryota; Metazoa; Arthropoda; Insecta; Blattodea; Kalotermitidae
Product: dentin matrix acidic phosphoprotein 1
Exons: 5
Coding region: 1023-2783 (586 amino acids)
Source: RefSeq, a predicted model, not a curated record